UGGAGGUGGCUCCGGCGCUCCUCACACAGUCACACUCCGCGCACUCACAUACUUGGAAGCGCCUCCCCACGUCCCUCCCCUGCCCUCCUCUAGCUCUGCUCUCCUCUCUCUCACCACAAAUAGUCGCCGACCGACUGCCAAUCCGUGUCUCUCUCUCUCCUCUCUCUCAACAACAUGACUGACUGGGAAGCGGUGGCUCAGGCAGAGCAGCUCUGCUGGCGCAGGCAGGAGGAGGAGGAGGAGGAUUAUUAAAAAACGCAGCUCGACUCUGUGCAACUGGGAGUGGAGAAAAGGAGCCCAACAGCUGAGAAGGGGAGGGAGGGCAGAGGAGGGGACCAGGAAGGGCACCUCCGUGCCCCGAAGACAUACAUUUCUGAGUGCCCGGGAGGAGCCUUAACGAGCGGCGCGGAGCCCUUCAAGGCUGCUAAGUUGGCUCUCACAGUGCAAGCCUUGGAGUCCCAAUGGGGGACUCAGGAUCAAGACGAUCUACCCUGGUCUCCCGGUUGCCAAUAUUCAGAAGAAGUAUUAGCAGAAGACAUGAUUCUCUUCCUUCCUCACCCUCCUCCAGUAAUACAGUUGGUGUCCACAGUUCCUCUCCUUCCAGCACUAACUCAAGCUCAGGUAGCACAGGUAAACGCAGGAGCAUAUUCCGUACUCCUUCCAUUAGUUUCCACCAUAAGAAGGGGAAUGAACCUAAGCAAGACUCUACCAACCAGAACCUUAGUAUUUCAAAUGGUGCUCAAUCUGGUCAUAGCAGUAUGCCAAAACUGAGUUUGGAAGAACAUAUUAAAACCAGGGGAAGACAUUCCGUUGGUUUUAGCAGUUCACGGAAUAAGAAGAUAACAAGAUCUUUAACAGAAGAUUUUGAAAGGGAAAAGGAGCACUCAACUAAUAAGAAUGUUUUUAUAAAUUGCCUAAGUUCUGGCAAAAGUGAGGGGGAUGAUUCUGGAUUCACGGAGGAGCAAACUCGCCGUUCUGUUAGGCAGUCAACAAAGAAGCUACUUACUAAAUCCUUUUCAUCUCACUAUAAGUUUUCUAAAGCAGUUCCACAGAGUCAAUCCAUUUCAUUGGUACAACAGUCUGGAUUCUCAUUGGAAAUUACACAGUACCAAGAGAGAGAACCUGUAUUAGUAAGAGCUUCUCCAUCUUGUUCUGUGGAUGUAACAGAACGGGCAGGAAGUUCUUUACAGUCUCCAUUGCUUUCUGCUGAUCUUACAACAGCUCAGACACCUUCAGAGUUUUUAGCCUUGACUGAAGAUUCUGUGUCUGAAGCGGAUGCAUUUCCUAAAAGUGGAAGCAUGGCAUCCCACUGUGACAACUUUGGCCACAAUGAUUCUACCUCUCAGAUCUCUUCCAAUCCUGCUGCUGUUACAAAGACAACAAUAGACCUUAUGGGAACUGUUCCCUGUGCAAUUAUGUCUCCUGGAAAAUACAGGUUAGAAGGCCGGUGUAGCACUGAAUCUAAUUCCUUAUUAGAAACCUCUGCUGCUAAUCAGAAGGAAGUGUUAUUGCAAAUCACCGAACUACCUGUUAUGAAUGGGAACAACUCAGAGACUCACCUAUCAGGAGAUAUGCAAAGAGAAGAACAUAUGGUAGUACAAAAUGGUGAAACAAUGUUGGCAACAAGCUCCCCAAGGAAACUUGGAUUUUAUGAGCAACAUAAAGCAAUAGCUGACCGUGUUAAAGGGAUUCAUCCUGUUUCAGAUUCAAGGGUAAUACCUUCUUCUGGUGACCAUCAUAUUUUUAACAAAACAUCCUAUGGAUAUGAAUCAAACCCUGCCAAAGUUCUUGCCAGUAGCUUCAGUCCAUAUCGUGAAGGAAGAUUUAUAGAAAGGCGACUGCGAUCCUCAUCCGAAGGAACUGCAGGGAGCAGCAGGAUGAUUUUGAAACCAAAAGAUGGAAAUGUAGAAGAAGUGAGUAGUUUAAGAAAGCAAAGAGCAGGUUCAUCAUCUUCAAAAAUGAACAGCAUGGAUGUUUUGAAUAAUUUGGGAUCUUGUGAACUGGAUGAAGAUGACCUAAUGCUUGAUCUAGAAUUUUUAGAGGAACAGAAUCUUCAUCCUUCAGUGUGCCGGGAGGAUUCAUACCAUUCCGUAGUUUCAUGUGCUGCUGUGGUUCUCACUCCUAUGGAACCAACGAUAGAAAUGAAGAAAAGAGAAGAACUAAAAUUUCCUGAACCUGCCAAACAGAAUCUUUCCCUGAAAUUAACAAAAGACAUUGAUCAGGAAGUCAGGUGCUCCCAUAUCAGCCGAAUGCCCAGCAGUCCAUCUGCAGACUGGCCCCUGCAAGGUGUAGAAGAAAAUGGAGGCCUCGAUUCUUUGCCCUUCAGACUGAUGUUACAGGACUGCACAGCCGUCAAGACGUUAUUAUUGAAGAUGAAGAGAGUUCUUCAAGAGAGUGCAGAUAUGAGCCCAGCAAGUAGCACCACUUCACUUCCUGUUAGUCCUCUUACUGAAGAGCCAUUGCCUUUCAAGGAUAUAAUGAAAGAUGAAUGCUCACUGCUGAAGCUGCAGCUAAAAGAGCGGGAUGAACUCAUCUCCCAACUUCAGGAAGAGCUGGAAAAAGUCCAGCAUUUACAGAAGGCUUUUGCUUCAAGAGUAGAUAAAUCCACACAGACUGAACUUCUAGGCUAUGAUGCCCUGUGGAAUCCUACAUGCACUGAAGUUUUAUUUAAACCGAUCAAAAGAUGAAAGCAGUCUAUCUUCAAAUGAAAUAUAUAAUGAAGAGCCUUCUUCCAACUACAGAAAGUCAAGAAAGUAUAUUUAUAUCUCUAAACAUGUAAAGAAAGUGUAUUGGCUACUGACUGGCCUCCUAUGAAAGGAAGUUUCUUGAGCCGAAUCAUAAAAGAACCCUUAUCUCCUGGACUUGGCAUCGCUGCGUGAUUUCUGUAUGUCCCUAUUUGUUGCCUUUCUGUAAUAGCUCCCUUUAAUUAUUAAAUGGCUGGGUGGCAACCAGG
Lontra canadensis (Northern American river otter) is the source of this 2953-nucleotide messenger RNA. RefSeq names its product coiled-coil serine rich protein 1 (gene CCSER1). Lineage: Eukaryota; Metazoa; Chordata; Mammalia; Carnivora; Mustelidae. Bases 462 to 2687 code for a protein of 741 amino acids. The record is from RefSeq and is a predicted model, not a curated record. The transcript is spliced from 11 exons.